This is a messenger RNA of Colletotrichum spaethianum, 342 nucleotides long. RefSeq names its product 3-oxoacyl-[acyl-carrier-protein] reductase 4. The record is from RefSeq and is a predicted model, not a curated record. Gene Ontology annotation, molecular function: oxidoreductase activity, acting on the CH-OH group of donors, NAD or NADP as acceptor. Bases 1 to 342 code for a protein of 113 amino acids. The transcript is spliced from 2 exons. NCBI's taxonomy places the organism in Eukaryota, Fungi, Ascomycota, Sordariomycetes, Glomerellales, Glomerellaceae.
AUGAAGGUAUCGCUCUUCUCUGGAGUCGCCGUCGUCACGGGCGCUGCUUCUGGAAUCGGCCGCCAGGUCGCCAUCUCCUUCGCACGUGAGGGGUGCAAGCGUAUCGCCCUCCUCGACAGAGACGAGGACGGCGCCCUCGAGACUGCCCGCAUGUGUCGCGAAGCCAAUGGCGAAACGCGCACUUUUGUCAUGGAGAUUGACAACCGCAAUGAUGAGGACGUGUUGGCGUGCAUGGAGAAUGUGGUCGAGGAAUGGGGGCGCAUCGACUACGCCGUCAACUGUGCUGGUGAGUGUCUUCAAAAACCAAGUCGCAGAAGACGAGGGGCCAAGGCCCUGGGUUAG